Molecule: messenger RNA, 1347 nt
Organism: Sesamum indicum (sesame)
Lineage: Eukaryota; Viridiplantae; Streptophyta; Magnoliopsida; Lamiales; Pedaliaceae
Source: RefSeq, a predicted model, not a curated record
CUUAAAGCCUUUGAUGAUGCAAUUGCGGAUGGAGUUGAUAUCAUCUCAGUUUCCUUGGGAUCGGAUUGGCCUGAUGAUUAUUUUGAUGACCCUAUUGCCAUCGGAUCUUUCCACGCCAUGAGGAACGGAAUUUUGACCUCAAAUUCAGCAGGGAACUCUGGUCCUUUCCCUGUAACUGUUUCCAACUAUGCACCUUGGUCCCUGACAGUUGCUGCCAGCACCAUCGACAGAAAGUUUGUCGCAAGAAUGCAACUUGGAAAUGGUCAAAUGUUCACUGGAAUCACCAUCAACACCUUUGAUCUCAAUGGGACUUCAUAUCCGUUAAUAUGGGGAGGAGAUGCCGCAAACUAUACCAUUGGCUCCAGUCCAGAUAUUGCCAAAUAUUGUAUAACUGGUGCUAUGAAUGCUGACAUAGUGGCUGGAAAAAUUGUUUUCUGUGAGGCCUUAUGGGAUGGUUCGGGAAUUCUGCUUGCUAAUGGUGUUGGCACCAUCAUGGCGGAUGUGCUUGUCGAGAAUCCUGAUGUUGCCUUCAGUUGGCCACUACCAGCAACAUUGAUCAGCCCUGAAGACGGAAAAAGUGUCCUGGAAUACAUCAGAAGCACAGAAAAUCCCACGGCAACCAUUUUUUACAGCGAUGAAUGGAAAGACGCCAUGGCUCCAAUUGUCGUUUCGUUUUCUUCCAGAGGACCAAGUCCCAUAUCCCCAGACAUUCUCAAGCCUGAUAUCACAGCCCCUGGUGUGGAUAUUCUUGCUGGCUGGUCCCCAUUGUCACCGUCCUCUGUCUACUAUGAUGACGAAAGGAGCACACUCUUCAACAUCAUUUCAGGCACGUCCAUGUCUUGUCCUCAUGCCAGUGGUGCUGCUGCCUUUGUCAAAUCUCUUCACCCGAACUGGUCUCCUGCUGCCAUUAAAUCAGCCCUCAUGACUACAGCUUAUGUCAUGGACCCGAGGAAACACGAAGAUCUUGAAUUCGCUUAUGGUUCUGGUCAAAUCAAUCCAACUGCUGCAAGGGACCCUGGGCUAGUAUUCGAUGCAUCCGAAACAGAUUACAUAAACUUCCUCUGCAAACAGGGCUACAACACUUCCACUCUCAGGCUAGUCACAGGAGACAACAGCACUUGUGCCAGCACAACACCUGGACGAGCCUGGGAUCUUAACUACCCAUCAUUCUCCCUGUACGUUGAAGACGGCCAGCCAAUUACGGGCACCUUCACCCGUACAGUGACCAAUGUCGGUGCAGCAAACUCAACCUACAAGGCCAGCUUGUACAUGCCAGCCUUGAUCAGUGUUACAGUAGAACCAUCUGUUCUCACAUUCUCAGCCAUUGGAGAAACCCAAACUUUCACC